Messenger RNA from Acanthopagrus latus (yellowfin seabream), 1500 nucleotides. Its product is annotated as cell wall protein IFF6-like. Bases 337 to 1098 code for a protein of 253 amino acids. Lineage: Eukaryota; Metazoa; Chordata; Actinopteri; Spariformes; Sparidae. The transcript has 4 exons. The record is from RefSeq and is a predicted model, not a curated record.
UAGCAAAACAAUCACGCGAAAUAAAGUAAAGAUGUGCAUGAGAACGGAGGAACCAGGAGGAAAAUGGAAAGUUUGUGGCAAAACCACUGACAAUGAAUAACUUUUUCACGGCGGCCACUUAUGAUGACAACAUUACUGAACAGCAGGAGAAACAGGCGCUGAUUGUGUGUUAGCACUAGCGAUGCUAACAGCGUCAGCCCAGCUAACGUCAGCAGGAUGUCUUGACUGGAGAUGCUAACACAAGUGCUGCGUUGCUCUACAUGAAGAACAACAAUUAGUUCUUGUUUGCCACUUGGUGGGACAGAUAAAAGAAAUGCUCGUGUGCUUCAGAGGAAGAUGGAAGACUUGUCUCACAAAUCGCUCUCAUUAAAGAAGGCCAUUGCACUUCUCCAGUCAGUGGAGUCCAUGAUGGAGCAAAACGCCAAUGGAGAACAACUGGAAACCAAUGAUGUGGAAGCUGAGUCGUCAGUUGGCCACAUGAAACUUGUACAGACCCCGAACAGACCAAAACAGCUAAAAACUGAGAAAGAUGUCCGUGUAGGCACGACCAUGGACAGCAGCACCUUCACCUUCCCUUUCCCCUUCCCCUUCUCCUCCGGCAGCGGAACCUUCAGUGGCACCUUCCCCGAAGGCGGCAGCACCAGCAGCGGCAUCAGCAAUAACAACGGCAUCUUCUCCAGCGGCAUUUUCGCUGGCAACGAGAACGGGAACAGUGGCAUCUUUGCUGGCAACGAGAACGGGAACAGUGGCAUCUUUGCCGGCAACGGGAACGGGAACAGUGGCAUCUUUGCCAGCAACGAGAACGGGAACAGUGGCAUCUUUGCCGGCAACGAGAACGGGAACAGUGGCAUCUUUGCCGGCAACGGCGAAGGCAAUGGUGGCAUCAUCGCCAGUAAUGGGAAUGGCAGCAUCGCUGCCAGCAACUGCGUCAUCAUCGCCGGCAGAGGUGAGGGCAACGGUGUCAUCGUCGCCGGCAGAGGCGAGGGCAACUGCGGCAUAUUUGCCGGCAAUGGCGAGGGCAAUGGCGGCAGCAACUUCCCCGCCGGCUUUGGCAACUUUGCGGGUGACAGUAGCAGCUACAACAACGGCAGCACAUAAAGACUCCCCUGCUGAAGCCGGAGGGAGAGGGGCCACCUGAAGGUGGAGACGAGCUCCAGAACUAAGCAAAGACAGAGUCAUCCUUGCUUUGAAUCUUGGGAACUCAGAACUGAUCACAAACUCGUGUGACCACACCAAGAAGUUGGGAAUAGGUCUACCCAAUCAUGCAAGAGUUCUAUUUCUGUAUGUCCCAGUUUUUCUCGGCUUAAAAUAAAACUCUUAACUGAUAAGUAACUUAUUUCUUCUUUCCCAGACAUGAACUUUGGAAUGGGUUAAAAAAAAACAUUACUGGGUUUUUGUGCAAAGCAAAUGAAACUUGGUUUUGUUUGUGUAAACACUUUGAGACCUUAUGACCAGACUUGUAUCAUUAAAAACAGUGUUACCAAGGUAACUCCAAAAGUU